Molecule: messenger RNA, 4796 nt
Organism: Phragmites australis (common reed)
Lineage: Eukaryota; Viridiplantae; Streptophyta; Magnoliopsida; Poales; Poaceae
Exons: 15
Coding region: 186-4226 (1346 amino acids)
Biological process (GO): mRNA splicing, via spliceosome
Cellular component (GO): nucleus; U2 snRNP
Molecular function (GO): protein binding; U2 snRNA binding
Source: RefSeq, a predicted model, not a curated record
AGCGUUCACCCGUUCACUUCGCCGCUAGAUCGAACCUGUUUAACUUGGCCUCGUUCUCCUCCUCCUCCUCCUCUCUCUCUCUGUCCAGCCAGCCGCGCACGUGGCCGAACCAACCAACCCCCCAGACCCGAACCCUAACCCUACCUCCCUCUCGCUCCCCGUCGCGGGGCUUCUGGAGGCGGCGGAUGGGCCCCUGCACCGCCGGCGACGCCUCCGCAUCGGCGGCGUCUUCCUCGUCGGGCCUCUCCACCUCCGCUCCUGCCGCCGCCGACGCGGGCGCCACCCACUACCUCGCCAAGCGUGUGCUCCGGGGCAGCGCCGUGCUCCACGUCGCCGAGGGAUACUUCCGCUCGCCCGACUCCGCGGACGUCGUCCUCAGCAAGGAAACUUCACUAGAGUUGGUUGCAGUUGGUGAUGAUGGUGUUUUAUUGUCAAUCUGCGAACAAGACAUGUUUGGGAUUAUAAAAGAUAUUGGUGUAUUGCAAUGGCACUAUAGACACUUCGGUGUGAUUCCAGAGAUAGAACGCAAAGAUCUUCUGGUUGUGCUUUCAGAUUCUGGAAAGCUUUCCAUUCUUUACUUUUGUUCUGAGAUGCAUAGGCUCUUUGCAAUUGCCAAUAUUGAGUUAUCCAAACCAGGAAACCUGAAGCAUCAGCUGGGAAGAAUUUUAGCUAUAGAUCGAGAAUCUAAUUUUGUUGCUGUCAGUGCGUAUGAGGAUAAGUUUGCUCUUAUACAUGUUUCGGAGUGUCAGAGUCCCCAUGGUACUGGUAGAGGUACCAUUUCUGAGAAGAAAUAUUUUUAUCCACCAGAAAAUGAAGAGGAUGCAAGAAUCGUAAGUGGUGCAUCUAGGACAAGUAUACGCGGUACAAUAUGGACCAUGUGCUUCAUAUCGACAUCCCUAGAUGAAGAAUGUUAUCCAGUGCUGGCAAUGAUAAUUCACAGGAAGGGCUCUGAUGUGAAUGACUUGUCAUUAUUUGGACGCGACUCCAGCAGCUGUGGUAUCGACCACAUCUCUAGUUAUUCAGAAACUGGACCGUUGGCACUUGACAUAUCAGAAAUUCCUGAAAUGUUUGGCUUUGCACUUCUGUUUCGUGUUGGUGAUGCUUUACUGUUGGAUCUUAGAAACCCAAGGAAUGUCUGUUGUAUCCGCAGAAUCAGUUUGACGACUAGUCUUUUUGGAGAGCCGGUCACUAUUGAAGAUUCCUGUCCAGGAUUAGAUGUUAAUGACGAUGUGGCUGCUUGUGCUUUGCUAGAAUUGAGAGAUUCUGGUAAUAGUAUAAUGAAGGAUGAGGGUUACAUGGACAUUGAUGGUGUUGACAACAGAGGUAAUGUAAAAUCAAGGAUAAUUUGCUCAUGGAGCUGGGAGCCACCUGACCCUGUCAGGCGAGGAUGUGCAAGGCUGCUGUUUUGCUUAGAUGACGGAGAAUUUCAUACUCUCGAAUUUACUUUGGAUGUUGAUGGAGUGAAGUUAUACAUGUUUGAGUUUAUUGAUAGGGGUUUUCCUUGCAAACCUCUUUUAUGGUUGAAAAAUAGAAUGAUAAUAGGAUUUGUAGAGAUGGGAGAUGGAAUGAUCUUUAAGCUUGGCCAUCGUAGAUUGUUGCAUAAAAGUACAAUUCAGAAUGUAGCACCAAUAUUGGAUCUGGCAAUUGCUGACUACCACGGUGAGAAACAGGAUCAGAUGUUUGCGUGUUGUGGAAUGUGCCCUGAGGGUUCUCUGCGAGUAUUACGGAAUGGUGUCAAUGUGGAGAAACUUCUGAGGACUGAUGCUAUCUAUCAGGGUGUUACUGGUUUGUGGACUUUGAGAAUGAAGAUAACUGAUGUUUACCACUCUUUUCUUGUGUUAUCAUUUGUUGAAGAAACCAGAAUACUGUCAGUAGGACUAAGUUUUAAUGACAUCAGUGAUGCUGUGGGAUUCCAGCCUGAUGUUUGCACUUUGGCAUGUGGUUUGGUGGCUGAUGGUUUGCUUGUGCAAAUUCACAGUAAAGGUGUAAAGCUCUGUUUGCCUACAGUAUAUGCUCACCCUGAAGGUGCCCCCUUAACUUCUCCAGUUUGCACUGACUGGUAUCCUGAUGUCACUAUCAGUGUUGGUGCCGUAGGACAUAAUAUUGUUGUUGUUGCUACAUCAAAUCCUUGUUGCCUCUAUAUUCUUGGCGUCAGACCAUCACCAUCUUUUCAGAACGAGUUGUAUGAGACACAACAUGUUCAAUUGAGAUAUGAAAUAUCUUGCAUAUCCAUCCCGCAAGAGGACUGGAGACCUGAUAAUGUAGCUUCCAGUUGUGCUAAAGUUAAUGUCCACAGGUUUGCUGUCAUUGGAACUCAUAAACCUUCUGUGGAAAUAAUCUCCUUGGAGCCUGGAGAAACAUUUAGGCUACUAACUGUCGGGCCUAUCUCAGUAAACAAUGCGCUUGGUGCUCCUAUUAGUGGUUGUAUACCCGAAAAUGUUAGGUUUGUUGCGGCUGAGAGGUUCUACAUUCUUGCAGGCUUGAGAAAUGGAAUGCUACUCAGGUUUGAGUCAGAAGCAAGCGAGCAUUAUUUCCCUGGUUCCUUCUAUAAGGACUCUUCUACCCUUUCUGUUAAUACAUUUCUUCAAUUGAUUUCUGUACGGCGUAUUGGAAUUACUCCUGUAGUCUUGGUACCAAUGCAUGAUUCAGCUAAUGCUGACAUCAUUGUUCUCAGUGAUAGGCCUUGGCUAUUACAUGCUGCUAGACACAGCCUGGCAUAUUCAUCUAUUUCAUUUCUGCCUGCUUCUCAUGUGACGCCAGUAUCAUCAGUUGAUUGCCCCAAUGGUCUGCUGUUUGUUGCUGAGAACUGCUUGCACUUGGUUGAAAUGGUUCGUGGGAAAAGAUUGAACGCACAAAAGUUUUCAAUUGGAGGGACUCCAAGGAAAGUGCUAUACCAUAGUGAAAGUAGAACACUGUUGGUACUGAGAACUGGGCUAAGUGGUGAAUCAUGUUCCUCGGAUAUUGUCCAAGUAGAUCCACAAAAUGGGGUAUUGCUUUCCAGGUUCAAAUGUGAACCUGGUGAAACAGCAAAAUGCAUGCAAAUUGCAAAAAUAGGAAGUGAUCAAGUUUUAAUUGUUGGGACUAGUAAAUCUGCUGGACGCCCAAUGAUGCCAAAUGGUGAAGCAGAAAGCAGUAUCAAGGGACGCCUGAUUGUUUUAACGUUGGAGGCUGUUGAAAGUCCUCGUGAGAGCAGUUCAUAUAUUCCAACUUCUAGUUUGAAUCCCUCUUCACAUACUGGCUCUCCAUUCCAUGAAAUUGUUGGAUAUACGACUGAAGAAUUCUCUAGUAACAGCCUGUGCAGUAGUCCUGAUGAUUUUUUCUGCAAUCAUAUUCAUGUUGAACAAAUGACAGGACAUUUGAGAGCACUAACUCAUGCUACAUUGAGUGGUGCAGUUCUCGCUGUCAAUCCAUAUCUGGAUCGUUAUGUGUUGGCAGCUGCUGGUAAUACGCUUUGUGUGUUUGGUUUCGCAAAUGAAAAUCCCCAUCGGAUGAAAAGGUGUGCUGUUGGUAAAACACGAUUUACAAUAACUUGUUUGAAGACAUUUGCAUCACGGAUUGCAGUUGGCGAUUGUCGUGAUGGUGUCCUCUUCUAUUCUUAUAAUGAGAGUCUUAGGAAGUUGGAACUGAUCUAUUCUGAUCCUGCUCAAAGAUUGGUGGGUGACGUUGCUCUUUUAAAUUGUGAUACCGCUGUGGUAUCAGAUCGACGUGGGAGCAUAUCUGUUUUAUCUUGUGCAAGAUUGGAAGUUUCAGAAAGUCCACAGAAGAACUUAGCUGUAGAUUGUUCAUUUUAUAUGGCUGAAACAACUAUGAGUAUUCGGAAGGCUUCAUUUAGGUAUCGGCUUCCAAUUGAUGAUGAUACUGACCCAGUGUCUGAGUCAGCUUACAACUGUAUUGUGGCAAGUACCUUGCUGGGGAGCGUAUUCGUUAUGAUUCCGCUUACAAGUGAGGAACAUCAACUGUUGCAAGAUGUCCAAGAAAGACUCUCAGUACACCCAUUGACUGCUCCAGUCUUGGGAAAUGAUCAUGCAGAAUUUCGUCAGCGUGGUGUUCCACCGGGAGUAUCUCCCAUUCUGGAUGGCGAUAUGCUUGUGCAAUUCUUGGAACUCACCGGCAAACAACAGCAAGCAGUACUUACACAUUCUUUGCCAGGAAAGGGCCCACGUAGGCCUGCCUCGGUUUUCCAGGUUCUGCGAACAUUAGAGCGCGUCCACUAUGCACUCAACUGAGGUAUUCUGCAAUCAACUUGGAUGACCUUUAUGGUUUGAGAUAGUCACAACUGAGGUUUUCUGCAAUCCAAUUGGUGAACCUUCGCAGUUUGAGAUGGCCAUUUCCCACCUGUUGGAUGCUAUAGCCAGUGCCAUGAUAUUGUUGGAAUGUGCAAAUGAUGAUGCAACUGGAGCAUUAUACCGAAAUCUCAUGACUGUGCCUUGUUUUUAACUAGGAGAGUAUCUUGUAGAAGCCUGGCUCGCACCGGAUUAGUUGGAAGCCUUGUAUAUAACAUAUGUUUGGCGAAAGGACAUUGAUACAAUCCCUGCUUUGAUGGACUGUUGUAUGGUGCAUCCUGAAUAAAAAUGAUAUUUUUUUGUUCUGUCCUGAGAUAAUAUAUGUAAGCUUCAUUUUAGGUCUUUUUCAGGUCAAUUGGUCAGUAGUUUGAUGAGAAAUAAGUAAACCAUCAAUUGCUUUAGGUGUCACUCGCACUGUCUUUUUACUUGUCUUGGAUUGUACAUUCCUCUUAAAGUUAAGGAUUUGGCACAUCCAUAGUAUUAGAUUUGUUGAAGGAACUCAUUUUCAUUUUA